Limanda limanda (common dab) is the source of this 8259-nucleotide messenger RNA. RefSeq lists its product as uncharacterized. The record is from RefSeq and is a predicted model, not a curated record. The coding region runs from base 252 to 7619 and encodes 2455 amino acids. NCBI's taxonomy places the organism in Eukaryota, Metazoa, Chordata, Actinopteri, Pleuronectiformes, Pleuronectidae. The transcript has 11 exons.
UGAUGGGAUAACACGCUUUCGGCGACUCUCACCACGCAACAUCAACUUCUUGAAGCAUGGACUUAGUCGGUUCUUAGUUCGCAAAAGAGACGCUGCACGUAAACAACAGUGAGACUCAACAGGGCGGGCUGCAGGUUCCCCCCCGGCAUGAGCCUGUAGACUCUGCUGCAGGUUUGCUCAGAGUAGGCUAGCCCGCUUGCAACCGCCUGCUAAGCUAGCUAACUUACUAGCUAGCUACAUUGCAGUCCAAAAUGACUGACUGCUGCGCCGCGGUGAGCUGUGAUCACCAGCAAGGGGACUCGACCACCUCACUGUUCAGCUUCCCUGCGGACCCGGAGCGCUGUAAACAAUGGCUGAUCAACUGUGGUCGCCAGGACUUGUCAUCAGAACCUGCUGAGCAGCUGCAUAAACUCUACAGACUUUGUGCAAAGCACUUUGAGCCGUCUAUGAUCUCCGAACAGAUCGACUCUGGUUGUGUCCUAAGUGAUGAUGCUGUUCCAACAAUAUUUGACUGUACGACACCGGAGAAUAAUCAACUGCCCUGCAACAGGAAACGAGCUAGAGAUCCUUCGGAAGAGGAACCUUCUUCUGUGAAGAAAACAAAAGAAAACAGAGGAGAAGUGACAGGGGAGACGCAAGAAUUUUCUGGAGAGCAGAGUGAAAUGCCUGAACUGCCAAACGAUAACCUAACCCAAGAGGAUGUGUCAAGCUCUAAAGAAAAAGAGACUCUGAAAGUGUAUUUUAAGGAAGUUCUGGCCCUGACUGGUUUCAGCAUCAAUGGUGCAAACAUCAAUGCCGAUGAGUCGAUUGGUGGCUCUAGGGGUCAGCAAGCACUCAAUCCUGUCUGUGUGGAGAAAAUUGACAGGGCAGAAAUCCUGCAGUUCAGCGAAGACCUCAUGCGGGAGGAGAUCCAAAACAGCCUCAGAUUGGCACGAUUCUUCUCCAUUCUUCUUCAGGAUGUGACGAGCAUAGAAGGAAAAGAGCAGAUUCCUGUUUUCAUCAGGUCUGUCACAGUUGAUGGGUUCCCACAAAAGCACCUCAUUGGGUUCCUACCAUGUGACAUGGAUGCAGAGAAUCUGUUUUACAUGCUUCUCGCUGAGUUGAGAACCAAGUGGGGGCUGAGGAUGGAGCACUGCAGGGGACUCACUUAUUUGGUUACAGGCAGCAUGUGUCAGAAAAUGCGAGACCUUACCAGCAGGAUUCUGCAGGAGUUUCCACAAGUAGUCCUGUCGCCAAGUGACCCAUAUGCCUUCAACAUCUGGAUUAUCCGCUGCAUGCCUAUGCCCUCCAUCCAGAAGGCUGCAGACACCGUGGAGGAGGUAGCCUCAUUACUCAGGAGAACACCAGAGCUGUCCAAAAGACUGGAAGGAAAGAUCCAGACAACAUAUGGGCAUUUAAAAGGAGAAGUGGAUCGGAUCAAAGCAGCUGUCGGUGUGAAUUGGGACCACAGCACUGAUGCCUUCCAGACUAUGUUAGAUAUUCUGGAGCCAUUCCUGAACUGCAUCAAUGAGAUGAUUUCAAAGGUAGACGAAGACACUGCUGAACAGAUGGCCAAGCUCAAGCCAGUUUUGAAGAAUUUCAAUUUCAUUAUCACGCUCGUUGUUCUGAAGAACACUCUCUGUUGUGUGAGCAUACUCAACUCAAGUCUCAGGGGAAUAAUUAGCAUCAGCAGUACCUUGCAGUACACAAUCUCCAAUGCCUUAAAGCUGGUAAACAAAUAUCAACAGGAGCUUGCAAUAUUCCACAGGAAAUGGUUCUCAGAUGCAAUUGGCCGAGCCAAGAAGCUGGGAGUUGAGGUCACCAAACCAGAGAUGGACGAAGGGGACACAGCUGAAACACCACUGGAGGACUUUUACAGAGAAACUCUGGGCCGACCUAUCUUGCAGUAUCUUGUUGCAGAAGUGAAGAGAGUGUUCAGCACUGAGAUGGUGAGGAUUCUACGGUGGCUGUCAUUAGUGCCCUCUUACAUGGCCGACCACAACUUCAGCAUUCGCAGGGAUAAAGUAGCAGAUGCCAACCUGAACAACCUUGCAAGGCCUGACACAUUUUACGAAGAGCUUGGUUGCUGGGAAGUGAAAUGGAGACACGCAAGCAAGCGCAGAAUCCUACCAACAACAGUGUUUGCUACACUCAAGAUCCCAGAUAUUGGGUUUUACCCGAAUGUGCAGAGCUUGCUGAGAGUGUUGGGCACUGUUCCAUGUGUAAACGCAGAAGCAGAUGUGUAUGGCCAAUAUCAUAUGGUUCUGGAGCGCUGCCACUCCUACCUGACAGGCACACCAGAGGACCAAAGACAGUGCAGCAUGGCAUAUGUCUAUGUUAACCAAGACGUGCACUUCAGUGUUGAGCAAAUGGUGGAUUCAUAUGUCCAGAAGCACCCAGACAUCCUGCGGAUUCUGCAAAUGGAUGAUGACACGAAAGAGAAGCCAGCCAAAGUGGCAGCUCAUGGAAACAAUGCAGAAAAGGACACUGAGGAGGAAAUACAACUCAUAAACCUAGAGAUGGAUGCGGAAAGGCUUGUGGAACUGAAGUGUGCCGAGACUGACCGAGAGGCGCUUAAAUCUGCUUUACAAUCUGCAGUGGUUGCUGCAUACAACAGUCAAAGCAGGCUACAUAGUGACACUUCUGCUCAAGAUGGAGAGGUGGACUACGUGACCAAGUCUGAAAUGAAAGAAGUUCUCACUGUUUGCGAGAACGCUCUCAGGGCAGGAAUCCUCACAGAAGUGGGGAGCUCAUUCUUUUCCUUAUUCAUUGACAGUGUUGUGAAACUGGGGGAGAGAGAUCAUCUCCCUCUUUUCCUUCGGUUUGUGGAUAGUUUUGAUGUCAUGCGUCUGGAGUUGAUGGGAUUCCUUGAGGCUGAUCUUGAUUGUGAUCUCAUGGUGCUGCGUCUCCUGGAAGUGGUUACUGUCGAGUGGCGUCUUGAUUUGAAUAACUGCAGAGGCCAAGCCUACCUAGGCUCUGGUGAUGUCUCCUACAAGCUGAAAGCCUUUGCCUGCAAAGUUCAGGAGAAAUAUCCUCUCGCUAUAAGCACACACUGCUCUACCUACUCUUUCAACACAUGGUGGUCAAAAUCCAUCCCAGUGCCUGCUAUUAAAAGAGCCUUGGAUACAUUUGAAGAGGUUUUGAUGUUUUUUGGUAGCAGUGCUAUUUUAGAAAAACAGCUUGACUAUGUGUUAGCGUUUGGUCUUAGAGAGAGCUAUGAAAAGGUCCAGGAGUAUCGAGGGAAGUUCUGUGGCUGUUGGCAAGAGAAGCAUGAUUCUUAUGAGGUGUUGGUGCAGAUUCUGGAGCCCCUGGUUGAAUGUCUGGAGAAGAUUAAAAACAACUCACAGAGAUGGAAAUCUUCUGUAUCCACACAAGCUGGGUCCCUUCUCUGCAAGUUAAUGGAGUUUGAUUUCAUCAUUGCCAUGGUGGUCUUAAAGAAUGCAUCCUCCUUUACCAGAGAGCUGAGUGCAGGUCUCCAGAAGGACCACUUAAGUGCCGCAUCCCAGCUUUGCCAAAUCAGUGGUAUUGUGUCCACUCUGAACCGAGUAAAGACCAAUAUGAAGGUGUUUCACCAGAGCUGGUUUGAUGAGGCUUGUGCAAUUGCACAGAGCCUAAGAGUGCAGAUUGAAGUGCCUGAAAACUCUUUGCCAAGAGAUGGCAUGAUUAAGCCAGUUGGCUUUUACAAAGAUGGCUUAAGUGUGCCCCUGGUAGACAACCUGAUCAAUGCAGUGAAGGAUCAUUUUUCAGAAGACCACAAAGAGGCUCUCAACUUCCUCUCCCUGGUUCCAUGCUCGGUCACAGUAAGCUACAUGUUUGAGAGCUUGAAGUCAAAACCUCCUCUCUACAGCAGGGAUCUUCCUGAUGCAGACAACUUUGCCACUGAGCUCUGCUGUUGGAGAGUAACCUGGAAGACCAAAGUGGCAUCCGUGACCAUCCCAAGCUCGAUAUUUCACACACUUCGUCUGCCACUCAUGCAGUACUUUGGGAACAUCAAUGCCCUGCUGAGGAUUAUGUCUGUGCUACCCAGCACAGCACUAGAGGACUGUGGUGUUGUGAUGCGCCACAAGAAGUUCCAAGAGUACCUGAGAAACACAUAUCCUAAAGACAGGUCCCCAUGUUUGGCAAUGCUGCAGGUGGGCAACAACUUCAGCAGAGACCUGGACCGCAUGGUGACCCAGUGUUUGAAGGUUACACCACAAGCCUUGGAGGGUAUCUGUCUGGACAAGGAAUCCAAAAGUUUAAUCAGGAACUCUGAAAAUAAUAUGGAAGAUGAUUCUAUAAAGGAGGAAGCAGAGGAGCCCAACAUCGAGCAAUCACCUGACAAGAUGGAGGACCAAGACAUGAAACCAGCAGAUGAGAAUGGACACACUGGAGAUAAUCGUCAUAGUCUGGCAACAGUGUUCAGACUGGCUGCACUACUGGGAAAAAAGAAUAGCAGUCUCUCUGACCUGUCAGAAGAAGAGAAAGAUCUUUUCAUCCAGGAGCUCAGCAUGUGCCACUGGUUUGGAAGAGAGAACAAAUGCAUGCCCUCUAUAGGUGAUAGUGAAAUGGUGAACCUCCUCAUAAAUGGAAUCAGGGAUGUCAUACUCAAGGAAAUACAGGAAUCUCCAUUCUUCUCAUUGAUCACAGACAAACCUGUUAGAAUUGCUGAUAAGACACAGCUACCUGUUUUUGUCAGGUAUGUCGGAGAAUCAGCCCCGAAAGUGGAGCUCAUUGGUUUCUUACCAUUUGAUGAAAACUGUCAUGUUGAUACGCAAGCAAAUAACCUUGCAAAGAUUCUCACUGAAGACUGGGGCUUACCGAUGUCUCAGUGUCGAGGGCAAGCAUUCAUGCAUUUGGGCUCAGGUUACCAAAGUCUGAAGAAGAUGUCUCUGGAUGUCUUGAAGAAUUAUCCGCUCUCUGUUGUAACGCCCAGUGAGUCUUGUGGCCUUGCCCACUGGCUAGCAGGAAGUGUGCCUUGCCCUUCAGUAGCUAAGAUGCUGGAUAUCACAGAAGACUUGAUGCUAUUCUUUGAUGACUCUCCGUGUCUUGAGGGACAGUUGGCACAGGCUGUUGAUGGUCUUCUAAAUAUGCCAAGAGAGGCCCUGGAUGAAAUUCCAGAAACCUGUUGCUCAAGGUGGAAAAAGAGAGAAGACUUCUUUGACAUACUCGCGGACACAUUAGAGGGUAUUCUCAGCUGCCUAGAUGCUGUAAGCUCUACUGCCACAGGAGCCAAGUCGAUGCAUGCACAAGUUCUCUCUACCGCUCUAAGAAACAUGGACUUCAUUGUCACCCUUGUGAUUUUGAAGAAUGCUUGUGCUCCUCUCCGGAACUGUAGCACUGUCUUCCGCUGUGGAAACCCUGCUGACAUUCUCUGUGAAGUUGAAAAAAUCCCCUCAAUCAUAGAGACUCUUAACAAAAUGUUAGAGAAUGUGAGCUCUCUUCACACUAACUGGUUUGAACAGGCCUUCCAGCUAGCAACCAAGGUAGCUCCUGAGCAAGUGUGCUUCUCAGAGGAAGCCCACAGCUAUGAGUCUCCUGAGUUAUAUUACAGAGAAAAUCUGAGUGUUCCUCUCCUCAGAAGUCUUGUUGAUGAGAUGAAGUACAGUUUCUCAGACGGCCACCUAAAGGCCCUGUCUGUCCUGUCUUUGCUGCCCUCGUGCAACCCCCAACCGAUUUUGUCGGAGUCCACAGACAAGCCGUUCAGCCUCUACCUUACAGAUCUUCCUGAGCCGGAAGUAGCCGAGCAGGAAAUCAACAUCUGGGCCACUGUAUGGAGUGAGAAAUACCAGGAUGUUGCUCCUCCAUCAUCCAUUGCUGAAACACUUCUGCAUCCUGAGUCAAAGAGCCACCCAACUGUUAGCUUACUGCUGAGGCUUGUUGCUGUCCUGCCCAGUGUCAGCAUGGAGUGGGAUCUGAUGAAGACAACGCUGAAUUCCAUGAGGGAUCUGUUAAGGAACACUCUAUGCAAAGGCAGCAGAAUGGAUCAUGUGAUGCUCCUGUCUCACUGCACAACACUGCAGAGACUACCGGAGGUCAUUGAGAAGUGUAUAGAGGUGGAUCCAGAGAGCAGUCCAUGUCUAUCCCAGGUAAUGGGAACUUUGCAAGGACUGAAGUUGGAAAGUGGAGUCUUUGAAUUACAACAAGAGACACAAACAGAACUGCAGGACUCCAGUGAAGCAAAGAAGCCCGAGGAUGGAGAGGGGACUUUGGCUAAUAAGGAAGUGAUACUAGAGGUCGUGAAGGGAUCAACAACAGUAGUGUCUUUCUAUGAGCCACAGCUGCGGGAACAAAUCCUCAAGGAACUCUGGGACUCUCAGUUCUUCACAAUCAUAACUGAGCAAGCUGUUGAAAUUGACAGGGAGCUCUAUGUCCCCCUAUGCAUCAGGUACCUAAACAAAGAGGAUGUCCAGUGUGAGGAAACACUGGCUUUCAUCCCUUUCAGUGAAAACCAUGCUACUCUUGCAGAUGCUAUUGUGACGGCCCUGUCUGAGAAGUGGGGACUCAACAUGGAGUACUGUAGAGGACAGGCCUUGCUGAGUGUAGGUGAAGUCGGAGCUCAGAUGAGGACUGUAAGUUUAGACAUAGCUGAGAAAUAUCCUCGAGCCGUAAGAAGUGUCAGUUCUGCUUUGCCUCUUAAUAUUUGGCUGGCUAAAUCCUCUUCUGCUCAAGAAGUAGCUGAUGGAGCAGUUCUCAUUAGUAAAAUAUUACAUUGGUUCACAGAGGAUGCAGAACGCCAGAACAAACUGGAAGAAACGAUCAUUCACGUGUUCCAGGACGACGAAGUAAAGGGCAACGAGCUUCGGGACAAACUCAUCAAGAACUGGGAGAAGAGUCAUGACAUGCACGAAGUGAUGGUAGAGAUUUUAGAAUCAGUCACGCUCUGCUUGAAUGAGCUGAAAGGAGAGGGAAGUGUUUCAAACCAGCAGCAAGCAUCACAGUUCUUCAAUGAAAUCAGAAACUUUGAGUUCAUCCUUACAACGGUUGUGCAGAAAAAUGUCCUGAGUUUAACUAAGAAGCUUAGUCGGUCUCUUCAGGGAAAACCAUUAGACAUGCUACUUGCUGUGAAUAGUUUGCCUGAUCUCAAAGAAUGUCUUGAUAAGCUGAAGAGUGAUGUUGACACCCAUCACAAGGCCUGGUUUGAGGAAGCUGUCGCAUUGGCUUCUAAACUCCAUGUUACAAUGUUGCAUUCAGUGCUCCUAGAGCCUUUGAGUGAGUUUUACAAAGAAUCAGUAAGCAUGGGAGUUAUAGAGCACUCAAUAGCAGAGAUUGACGACCUCUUCACAGAAAAGGUAUUGGAUACUUUGAGGUGUCUGGAGAUUGUGCCUUACGCAAUGUCCAAAUUAGAAACCAGCAUUCUUAGUGGUCUUGUGUUCCGCCUGUACAAGGACGACUUGCCAGAUGAGACCUCCCUUCAGUCUGAGAUGAAAUCAUGGAGGGAAAAAUGGUUGGAUCCCCUGGCCGGCUAUCUUCCUACUACCGUGCUGGAUACCCUGAAGACGUCCCAGAUUAGAAGUUUUAGUAACAUUGAGACUCUCCUCAGACUCCAGGUCAUUUUGCCAUUUUCCAGGAAGGAGAGCAACUUCAGGCAAGGAAAAAGAAGCCUCCAUGAGUUCAUCCAGCAGGAGAAGAGGUCUCUCUCUGAGCUCCAUGCACUGUAAGAGUUGAAGGUCUUCCAUCACGGUUAGCACGUUUGAAUAAUGCGUUUGAGAUGACCACAAACGUAUUCAACAGCUAUUGUCUCAAUCCACAUUGAGGUCGCAAGUUCUGAACUCAAUAUUUCUGUGUACAUUAUGAUCUAAAUUCCUUUCCUUUUGUUGUUUUCCUGCAAACCAAGCCCCAUGUUAUGUUUUUUUGCUUUCUUUUCUGUAGUUUGUACAGUUGUACUGCCCAAUGGGACCAAUAUCUUGGCAAAAGAAAGCAAUGCUCCACUGACAGUUAUCAAUGCUUGUGCCUUGAUGCAAAACUAAUAAUUCUCCCCAUGUAUUAUGAUAAUACACAUGUUUAAAAAUGUCCCAUUGGCUGUGAAACAACUCUAUUAUUUUGCCAUUACCAAAUUGACAAGACUGGCUUGUGUAUUCCUGUCAUAAGUUCAUUAUAAUUGAGGAAAUUGCACCCUUUACCUUUCCUGGGCACAAAUAGCAUAGUUAGUUCAAUCAUGAUCUCUGAUGAUUUCCCAAGUUUCCUGUCUGUCUGCAGGAAUCAAUUUGCUGUAAACGUAUCUUUGAAAGAAUGUUUCCUUAAUGGGAAAACCUUCGUAUAUAUAUUUGUCAGAAAAGUAAUAAAAUGCUCCAAAAAUAA